This is a messenger RNA of Diachasma alloeum, 986 nucleotides long. RefSeq names its product high mobility group B protein 7. The transcript has 3 exons. The record is from RefSeq and is a predicted model, not a curated record. The coding region runs from base 178 to 654 and encodes 158 amino acids. NCBI's taxonomy places the organism in Eukaryota, Metazoa, Arthropoda, Insecta, Hymenoptera, Braconidae.
CGUCGUUCUCGAAUAUUCGUCGCUAGGCAACGGCUUUACGUAUUAUUUUCAUCGCCAUUAACAACUUCGUCACUGAAAUUUUAGUACUUUUGAAUUGUCGAAGGAGAUGUCAAGCGGCUGGACUAAUUAGGAAGUGCGUUUUUAAGGGCAAUUACUUUCCUCGAGGCUUGAGGGAGAAUGGAAUCGGCUGAUCAAGAGCCAUUGGAUGAUGACACACAGGAGACUACCGAGAGGAAGUCCCCGAGGUCGAGAUCAAAUUCAAGCUCCAGUGACAAUUCGAUGAAUCCUUCGCCAUCAGUAUCAAAUUCAUUUCUGUCAAAUUCAACUGUGACUGUCAAUAAAACGAACUGGAAGAGUCCAAAUGCUUUUCUGAAUUACGUUCAAGACUUCCGUCAGAAUUUACGCGAGACAAAUGAAGUGGUUCAACCCUCCAAUGUGAUUCGCCUGGCUGGUCAACAAUGGCGAGCCUUGCCCGAUGAUGAGAGAAAAUUAUACGUUGAUGGUGCGUUGGCAAUCAAACGGACCAAAUCGAAAAAUAUUUCGGAGAGGAAAAAGAGUCGCAAACGAGCGAGGGCAAGGUCUAAAGUCAGGGAGAGGAAAUCGUCGUCUUCACCUCGUAAAAAUUUUAAAAAGAAGGCGAAACGGAAGAAUUAGAACAGAAAUGCGGAAAAAUACUGAUUGGCUUCAGAAAAUUCUGGAAAUUGAUAGUAAAUGCAACUCAUCAGGGGAUCAAACAAAAAAAUAUCACAAAAUCCAAAGUUAGGGGGGAAAAAACGCGCCUAGAUGACAAACAAAACAGUAAAUUACGUAAAAAUCUGCAAUAUAAACUUCAAUUUGAUGAUGUAACGUCUUUUAAAGAGCGAGGUAAAAGAAUGAAAACAGAAUUAAGCAGGAAAAAAACUAAUUGGUGUCGGAAAACUCUAGAAAUGAAGAGUAGAUGCAACAGACUGUUGGUAUUAUGUGAUAAUUACCGUCUGAAGUGCGAC